UUUUAUGUACUUUGAAGAUGCUCCUCCUUCAACCAUUGUUGGAACGAAAUUGAAUGGACGGAUGAGCUGUUGAAUAAGAAAAAGAGAGAAAGAUGUGAAAUGCGGUUAAGCGAUAUGCGAAUAGAAACGAAUUAACCAGCCCUCUUGCUGGCCGGACUUUUGACGAAGUUGGAAAGCACAAUCGCACGACGAAGUGAAAAAUGCAGGCUAUCUCACUCUGGAAGCAGACCAUAGCUGCCUGUGCGAAUAGGGCAGAAUUUGUGUAAAUACUGGCUGACUUUCUCCCACGGGCUCAGUAGUUCGGCAGGAGAAAGGGGUUUCACUGCUCUAGAACCAACCCGAAGAGAAAUUGAUAAAGCUAGGAAGGAAUUUGAGAAAAGUGAAAGUCUGUUUUUGUCUCACCCGUCUCUUCCAAUUCGCACUCUUUGCAUUUCCUCUGUCUCAUUGUCUCGAGAGUAGCUGUUUUCCUCCAUUUAAAAUAUUUAACACAAAGUUCUUGAACUAAAAGUUUUAAAGAUUAUUGCGAGCCCUUCGCUAUUCGGGGAUAACUUGUAGUGGAUUUAGACUCCGAAUGCUUUAAAACGCCUUUCGUGGGAGAAAUAUCAUUCUGCAAAGAGUUGGGAGAUACAUACAUAUACGGCCUAAAUUUAAUUAAAGACGAGCACACUCAGACAGCAGUUGAUAUUUUCAGACUCGUGUUUCUACUUUCUACACGAAAGAAAGAAUUGCAGGUUUGGCAGAUUCCGUGGGAAGAAACAAGAACGAUCAGUGAAAGAGGGGGAAACCAAUUCUACCGAAAGUUGCACAAACUGGAGAUUAGAAACCAAGGAACAACAUGAGCUCCCUUAUGAACCUCAUGAACUCUGUGGAGGAUCACAAUCCCCCACUUUCCACCUGGAGACACAACGACUCAUCUUUUUGGGAGUCACCACUCGCCAACAUUCAACUCUCGGACGGUCAUGACCUCCUCCCGUUGCAUUAUUUGGUCACGGAAGCCACGCAAAUUGCCCGGAGCAAGUCUCCCACAUACAACUGGCUUGAACUGUUUUGGAUCUCAAUUUUUGGAGCCAUGUUGACUGUGUCCAUCGCUGGCAAUUUGACCGUCAUUUGGAUCAUUUCAUGUCACAGAAGAAUGAGAACUGUAACAAAUUACUUUCUCCUUAACCUCAGCGUUGCGGAUCUUGCUAUGGCUUCCUUCAACGGAGCUCCCAAUUUUGUGUACAUGCUGAAAAAUGACUGGUUUUUUGGAAAAAUGUUGUGCGUGGUGAACAAUUUCACGGCCAACUGGACAGUGGCUUCCUGUGUUUUCACGAUGACAGCAAUUUCAGUGGAUCGGUGGAUUGCUAUUGUGAAACCUCUGGAGCCAAGAAUGACGAAAACUACAUCUUGGCUUGCAAUUCUUGGCAUUUGGAUCGGUUCUUGCAUUCUCGCGAGCCCAGCUCUUCUGUACACACAACUUGUAACUGAUAACCGAAGCAUGGCUACUCACUGUUUGAUUGUCUGGCCGGAUGGGUUGGAUCCUACCAACUCGAAAUAUGAAUUUGGGUACAACAUAUGUCUCUUGGUCUUGACGUAUUUGAUUCCGAUGACUGCUAUGGCCAUCUGCUACGGCUCGAUGUCUUGGGAAUUGUGGUUUACACAGGUUGGAGAAAUCACUCAACGUCAAAUCAACUCAAUGAUUGCUAAAAGAAAGGUGGUUCGAAUGUUCAUUCUUGUCGUUGUGACUUUCGCCAUUUGCUGGUUGCCAUAUCAUGGAUAUUUCAUCUACAUGCACAUUGAUAAAACGGUUAUUUACAAGAAAUGGAUCCAGCACUUGUAUCUCUCCUUCUUUUUCCUCGCCAUGUCACAGUCCGCGAUCAACCCGAUUAUUGUCAUCGGCAUGAACAGUAGAUUUCGAGGAUAUGUCACUGAAUUUUUUUUCCACUGCACCCGACGCCGAUGUUGCAACCAGAAUCCGACGCCUCACACGGUCCAUUAUGUUGCUGCUACGCCUCCUCUGCUUCGACGGUACAGCCAGUCCUGCUCUCACAGUCGGUCAAAGUCUCGGUCUGGAGGAACAGUCGAUGACAACACCACGAACGGCCCAAACUAUCAUAAUGGACGGUCCAACGGGAUUCGAAAGAAGAACAUGUACGUCACCACUAAUCGUGAAGUGAUUAAUUUGAACCACGCUUAUGAGCUGACUGCAAACCACUCAGCAGCCAGAGGACCAGUGUCCUCUCGCACGACGUAUUGUUAAUCUGGAGUCAGUCGUCGUUACGAAGUGGACGACUUCAAAGAAAGCAGGAUGAAGAAGCAGAACAAGAAAGUCAAGAAGUUUGGUUGGUUCUGUAGCUGCUACUUUUUCUGUGCAUUUGUCUGUGCACAUCUGUUUUCGCUGACAUUCGUUACCUUACACUGUUAUUACUCGAGUACUGUACGCAAUUUCUCAGCACAGGGUUGACUGUCUUUUGACUGAUAUGUGAUUAAUUUAUAAAAUUUUGGAAGAAAAAAAAAGUUAUAUUUCCUGGUGCCAAAGUCAUGACUGAGAGAAAGUUAUACAUGUCGUGUCAACCUUACCCUUAAUAUUUUGUAGCAUGCCGUUAUUGUACUUAUGAACUAUACAUAUACGUAUGAAAGAGAUAUUAUAUUGAAUAAUAAGCUAUCUAUAUUUCUGU
Folsomia candida is the source of this 2657-nucleotide messenger RNA. Its product is annotated as tachykinin-like peptides receptor 86C. The transcript is spliced from 9 exons. Bases 836 to 2239 code for a protein of 467 amino acids. Gene Ontology annotation, cellular component: plasma membrane. The record is from RefSeq and is a predicted model, not a curated record. Gene Ontology annotation, biological process: G protein-coupled receptor signaling pathway. Lineage: Eukaryota; Metazoa; Arthropoda; Collembola; Entomobryomorpha; Isotomidae. Gene Ontology annotation, molecular function: tachykinin receptor activity.